Chrysoperla carnea is the source of this 949-nucleotide messenger RNA. Its product is annotated as elongation of very long chain fatty acids protein AAEL008004-like. Gene Ontology annotation, cellular component: endoplasmic reticulum membrane. Bases 74 to 949 code for a protein of 291 amino acids. Gene Ontology annotation, molecular function: fatty acid elongase activity. NCBI's taxonomy places the organism in Eukaryota, Metazoa, Arthropoda, Insecta, Neuroptera, Chrysopidae. The record is from RefSeq and is a predicted model, not a curated record. Gene Ontology annotation, biological process: fatty acid elongation, monounsaturated fatty acid; fatty acid elongation, saturated fatty acid; fatty acid elongation, polyunsaturated fatty acid. The transcript is spliced from 7 exons.
UUGUAUUUAAUUAAUUAAAAAGACUUGCGUCUUUUCAAAGCUGUUCAAACUGAAUAACAUAACGCUCACCAACAUGUCUACGCUAUCCAUCCGACCAGCGGUCUUCCAGAAAUUCGUAGAUCCCAAGCCCAAUAAGACAAUGGCCGGAUUUGUGAAAAUGGCUAUUGAUCGAUAUGUGGACGUUUUUGAUUCCUACAGCGAUCCACGUACCGCUCAUUGGCCAAUGAUGCAAAGUCCAUUUCCAUCGCUAUUAUUGGUUGCAACAUAUUUAUAUUUCGUCACAUUUUUGGGACCAAGAAUUAUGGCUAAUCGAAAACCUUUCAAGUUAACAAAAAUACUAUUGGUCUAUAACAUAUUUCAAGUUGUGAUGAGUGCAAUUAUGGUAUACGAGCACUUCAUGGCCGGAUGGGCAGUUGGUUAUAGUUAUGUAUGCCAACCUGUAGAUUACUCAAAUAGUCAACAAGCCUUAAGAAUGGCUAAUUUAUGUUGGUGGUAUUACAUGUCAAAAUUAAGUGAAUUCGCUGAUACGAUUUUCUUUGUACUACGUAAAAAAGAUAGUCAAAUCACAUGGUUACAUUUAUACCAUCACAGCAUUACACCUUUGGAAACUUGGAUCUGCGUUAAAUUCAUUCCAGGUGGACAUGGAACAUUUGGUAAUCUAUUAAAUAAUAUUGUGCAUGUUAUUAUGUACGCAUAUUAUUUGGUUGCUGCAAUGGGACCACAAUACCAAAAAUAUUUAUGGUGGAAGAAAUACCUUACAUCUAUCCAAUUGUUACAAUUUGCCCUUGUAUUCGUACAUUCUGCACAAUUAUUAUGGUUUGAUUGUGGAUACCCAAGAAUACUUGGUCCAUUAUUAAUCAUUCAUAGUGUAAUAUUCUUCGCAUUAUUCUCAAACUUCUAUGCGAAAAAAUAUGUACCACCAGCCGAAAAGACUGUCAAACAACAUUAA